ACUCAUCCCGACAGAUACAAAGGAAGGUUAUCACCAAAAUCGAUAAUGAAAUACUUUUUCGCGUUUUUGGCUUUUGCUGCUGUGUGUAUUAUAGCCUCAGCUAGUCCCGUUGAUAACAGCGGUCGGUAUUAUCAUGGCCAGUACUAUGAUGGUCGAUAUUAUAAAAACCGUGAUUUUUACAAUCAACGCCGUUAUUAUGACAAUUUGUUGAAACCCUACCGGGCCGAUGUGGUUGCCAAGGAGUCACGCAUUGUUGAACAGAAAGUGGAACCCGCCGUUGAUGGCAACUUUGCCUAUCAAUUCGACACCGAAAAUGGAAUUCAUGCUGAGGCUCGCGGUACCAGUGUAAAUAUUGGCGCAGACGAACCUGCCCAGAAAAUUGAAGGUUCAUUUGCCUACAUUACUCCAGAAGGUCUUCGGGUGGGAGUUCGUUAUGUUGCCGAUGAAGCUGGUUAUCGUCCAGUCUAUACUUUUGAUGGAUUUGAAGCUGUUCAACAUGCCAAUUCCCAACCAGCUGCCAAUGUUGAAAUUACCAAAAUCCAUUAAAAAAAUAUUUUCCAAAAACUCUUGACAAUUUUUAAAGUUAUUUCUCAUAAUUAAGACACAUGGGCAAACAAAUAAUAAACAAUAUUAUCCUAAUACAAAAA
Musca domestica (house fly) is the source of this 647-nucleotide messenger RNA. RefSeq names its product endocuticle structural glycoprotein SgAbd-1. Gene Ontology annotation, molecular function: structural constituent of chitin-based larval cuticle. The record is from RefSeq and is a predicted model, not a curated record. Lineage: Eukaryota; Metazoa; Arthropoda; Insecta; Diptera; Muscidae. Gene Ontology annotation, cellular component: chitin-based extracellular matrix. The coding region runs from base 46 to 546 and encodes 166 amino acids. The transcript is spliced from 3 exons.